Molecule: messenger RNA, 1730 nt
Organism: Daphnia carinata
Lineage: Eukaryota; Metazoa; Arthropoda; Branchiopoda; Diplostraca; Daphniidae
Exons: 4
Coding region: 1-1407 (468 amino acids)
Source: RefSeq, a predicted model, not a curated record
AUGUCACACUCCUAUUCCUUCCGUCAUGGUAAGAGCCAAUCGAUGUCAUCUUCAUCAUCCGGGGGUCAUCAGCGAGUUACGUACGGCAGCCGAUCGACGAGCACCGGAACGCCACCGCCAACGCCAACCAUUCGAGUCACAUCGCCCGUCCCGGAUGUCGUCGGAAUGAUUGAUAUUUGGGAUCCGGAGGUUGUGGAAGAUGAGCCACCGUCAGCUAGUCCCAAGACGUACAGCUUCCGCUAUAAGGAGGAGAAAAAACAUAAACAGCGCAAACAUCACGUGGAAAACAAAACGAAUUUCACUGAUUCCGGCAUGCAAGCUGAUCCUAUCGAAUUAGAGGCUUCUUCCGGCCAUCCAGAGUUAACGACGUUACCCGCCGAAGGGACAGGCACUUACGUAAUCCAAUUGAGCGAUGCGAGUCCGGUUGAAGACGAUGGAUUGAAGACGGCCGGUGAGUCGGAGGAAUCGUCCGACUGCGACGAAAUGAGUCAAAUCAGUGCCGUCACUCAAAUUCCGCGCAGUGAGACCCAACGAACCCCGGAAGCUGUCGACGAAGUGGAAACAGCUGAGGAUCCAUUCAUCACGGCCAACCAAAUAAAUAAUCAACCCACUCCCGAGGAAGCCGCUCCCGCUGUUGAACCAGCACCGUCGAAUUCUCAUCACAUCUGGGAUGAAAUGCAAUCGCCAACCGAUGCUGAUAAACCCAUCAAACGAGUGCAGUUCAGCCGCUCUUUGAGUUUAGUUCCAGGAUCGAGUGCAGCCCAUCAAACAGCUUCGGUUGAAUCGGAUCAACGAGCAGUUCGUAGCGGCUCGGGAAGACGUUACUCGAGCAUGGAUUCGGGAGCUCACAGCGACACGUUUCCAUCGAUGUUGACCUUUGUUGAACAUCAUCAACAGUUCGCCGUUUCUAAGCGCAAAAUGCUGAGCCCAACUCCCGAGUCAGCUCUAGAAAACGCCCAGUCACCACAACAGGAAGGAGAGCCAAUCGCCGCAACGAAUGUCGAGGAAGAGUUAUUGUCAAAAGACUGCCAACAGCAAUCAGGCGAUACAAUGGCUGCGUUAUCAGUGACGGUCGAAGAUGUAGGUGAAGGAACGGAUCACGAUCCGACUUGCGAUCUCUUCGACCGACUCAACGCCCUGAAAAAUGAUGAAGAGCUCAUGGAUUUGGCUACGGGUUUUGUACUCCAACUGCUCCGUUCAGCCCAAGAUGAAGCCCUCAGACGCGGUCACGUACCCAGCAAGAUAGAACAGAAGGCCAAAUUGAGUCUUGAAUUGCAACAUGUUGCCGUUCCGAAGGGCCGAAACAACCGAAAGUGGUACAGCCGACUUCGAACGCUUUUGUUGAGAACAUUGACGUGCACUUGCGUCCCGACUCAUCCCAACAUCCAAUCGCCGUUGUCGAACUAAAAUGAAUUGUGUGCAGCAAAGGAUUGCACCGCUUCUUCAACUGAUGCCCAUCUCUGGGUGAUGGCUCGCUCACAGCCGCGUCCAAGUCUAUAAAGAUAUGUCACCCCUUAAAAUGUAUCUAUCUAGAUCGGAUUACCAAAUCGAAAUUAAAUAUAUAGAUUAAAUCCCUUACCCUGAUUUCUAAGAUCUCCGUUAUCCCUUCUUUAUCCCCUGUCCACCUUCUAUAUCGUGGAACCGAGAAUUGAUGUCUGCAUAUCGUGUCAUAAUUACACGUUGAUGUUGUUAAGAAAAGAACAUGAAAAAAAAACUACAAAAACGAAACA